UUGUUACGUCGUUGACUGAUGUCAUUCGUGAUCCUUUAAUUUAUUAAUUAUUUAUAAAGACUGUACCUAUUUGAAAUAAGGAUAUGUAUCGUUAGAAUAAUGAAGGCCGAGCAGUGUAUUAAAUGCAUAUUCAACCAGUGAAACUGGAAAUACUUCAAACUUUCGUAAGACUCUGUAAAUGUAUGUAAAACAAUGUUGUCGGGGCGGGAUGAAGGCCCUGUGUACUAUAGAGAGAUACAAAAGAAUGCGUACCUCAAGAGAAUACCGGAGGAUUACAGUGGCAAGCUACGACCGUUGGUGCACAAGAAACCACCUCUCAAACCGAUGUGGACGUUGCUCUGUGUGCACAAUGGUAAAACACCAUACCUUGAACAGUACCCCACACAAGACAGUCCGACGACACACGCACAUAAACCAGCAUGGCGUGUGUGUCUCAAAGGAGCGAGACACGUGACAGCGAGUGUGAAACCUCAUACAGGGCAGGAAUAUGAUUUUCUAGUGGAUACGGAGAGCGGACCGGUCAGAAUGGUGGCUCCUGAUUGGGACGCAAUGCAAGACUGGGUGUCCACAUUACGCACGAAAUUACACGAAUUACGCAUAAUACCUCGCGGUGAGAACGUAUACGGCGCGCCGCCAGCCGCCGCUGUGCCGAGAGCGGCCGCGAGAGACCCCACCUCGCCGCUGCCGCCCACACCGCCCGUGCCGGUCGAUAGGGUCCCGGGAAUAGAAUUAGGUCCGAAUAUCCGUCCAAUAACCACGCAGAACUCUAUAGAAUCUACAGAACACAAAACCACGACUACCGUAAACACAAGCACACACACAAAUACACAAAACGUUAACAGCACACACGCAGUAACUUCUACAUUAAAUGACACACGAUCCACUACAGUUACACUAAACGACACAACCGUCACAUCACUAUCGAACGUCAGAAAUGUCACAACGACAUCAGUUGACAGCACAUCACUACAAACUGUCAAUGUCAAAGCGUUGACAACCCUAGCGAGCGUACGGAAUCUGCUAAAUGUCAACACGACGAAUGUCAACUCGCCGCUCAAUGACAUUAAUGUCAAUACAUCGCUGACAAAUGUCAGGAAUGCACUCAACAGCAUAGUGACGUCAGAAGUUGAUAUUUCGAACUGGGAUGCGCCGAUCUCCCUACCAAGUACUAGUAGAGAUAAGAUCGAGCCGAAAAGUGUAGCUAAAAUAUGUGGUCAAAGUGUUUGUUUGGAUGACUCUAUAUUGAAAAGGACAGUGUCGACUAGUGAUGAUGAAUUUUUCACGGAGAUGGAUAAAAUCAGUGAUUCGGUUGAUAAUUUAGAUGAUUUUGCGUAUACACAGCGUCUGAAUGUUACUGAUGCCGAAGUAAAGGAGGAAGAGAGUACUCCACAAAGAACAAAUAUAACAGUGAUUCAAGUUUCUAACAAAGGUCCACCACACACAGCCAUACCCGUAUUAGGGCCAGAGACAGACAUAUUCGAUUUCAACUUCAAACAAAAACUAUCGAUCAAACCGAACCAGCCAGACUUCGUAAACAUUGUCAAUACGGAACAGAAUUCAGAAUACGGCACCGUGUUCGACAAACCGGACUCAGAAUACGGACACAUCAGUUUGACAACAACCGUCAGUGUGACAGGUCGCGAUGACAAGUCCGACGCAAGUGUCAAUGUCAAGUCUGACGCUGUCAAUGUCAAGUCUGAUGCAAGUGUCCAUGUCAAAAGUGACGGCGUGUACGAGAGGCUCUGUAUGGCGUCAACGUCAAACGCUUCGCCUUUGUCUGUGAGGCGGUUGAGGAAUGAAAAAAUAAGAAAGUCUUCGUUGCCAAAUUUGGAAUUGGAAUCGACGUAUGAAUGUCUGUUCCCUAGUCAAGAUAAUAGGAGAGUGAACGGUGAAGCGAAUUCCAAUGUGAACUCGAAUGUGUCAAAUUCGAUUGUGCCAAAUUCGAAUGUGUCAAAUUCGAAUGUUCCAAAUUCGAAUGUGUCAAAUUCGAAUGUUCAAAAUUCGAAUGUGUCGAAUACGAAUACAAAUGUUGCGAAUUUAAAUUCGAAUGUAUCUAGAACGAAUGUAGAAUCUAAUGAUAGACUAAGGAAUAACGUAGAAAGGUCGCACAGUCAGAAUGCGUACGAUAAUGGGCCACGAUUGAGGGAACGGAGGGUGCAAAAUAAUAGUCCUAAGAGAGAGAAAAAUGAUAAACCAACAACUAAUAUGCAACAGAAACCAAUAUGGCGACGAGGGCUAACAGAACUAUCUUUAUUGACUCGAUUGAAGAGUAUUGGUUUGAAAAGAGCGGAGAGUCCUACGAGGCAGGAGUGUGAUAUUGAAAGGAAUGUGACGUCACCAACGAAAGUUGUGCACAGAUCUCGUACAGGCGCAAGAGUUGACAGCAGCCGGAGGAGAAGCAAUUCUCUAAGUAAUGGCCAGCCAGCCCAAUCGGCCGUAUCUCUGCGCGUACGGCAAGCGCUAUCGCUCCGCGCGGAGCAGGCUCGCGGCGCGUGCUGUGUGGGCGCCGUGCCCGCACGGGACCCGCCGCUGCUUGCUGAUUGUGACGGGGCCGUGUGGAUAGCACGUUGGAACAGCGGUGGUAACCGAUGUGGGGGGAGGUCGGGGGAUCGAGUCGCGGCGGUGGCCGGCGUGCAGCCCACGUGCGCGAGCCAUGCUAGGCAGAUUGUUAAGGGCGCUAAUAAGCAUAUGGUGGACGUCCUCUUUCACAGAGUGCCGUUGGGUAAAAUAUUUGUUAUUACCAAAAAGGACCAUGAACUCUUAGGUAUAAAACUAGACAGCGAGUGUACUAUACAGUCUGUGGACACGAACGGGCCUGCCUACCGCGCCGGGUUGCCGCCAGGCAAGUGGGCUGUCACCGAGGUCAAUAAUAGGCCGAUCAAUUUGAUAAAGGGCGGCGAAGAAGAAAUGAACAGAAUUAGCGCGCGAGGAACCGAAGUGUCGAUAUUGAUUCAACCGACGAGUUUGGUGAAAAAAUUACGGGCAGCUAUUAAAGGGAACAGACCACUUUUAGCUCUUAGAUAGUAUAUAAAUAAAUAACAAAUAAAUAUGCUUCUUUUGAGAAUUAAAAAAAAAUUACAACCUUUGAAAAAAAAUUUUUUGUAACUGAAAUUUUUUGUGGAAUGAAAAACUAUUUUAUAUGCGAUUAUGGUUAUAAAAGGUUACUAAUAAUACUAUAAUUAAUAUUACAUGAGUGAAAACAGAACGCAAAUUUGUUUACUUGUUUUUGAGAUUAGCGCGAACAUACAGAUAAACAGACUUGAGAUUUGGGUUAUAUUUUGUUAAAAAAGGGCUUAAAUUUUUACUCAACUGUCAAACACUCUUAUAUAAUAUUGUUUUUAUAGCUAUUAUUGUAAUUUCAAGCCAUUUAUAUAGUGCAGCUAAAAAAGUCAAUAUAAUAAGUAAUAACUACAUAAUAAUAUUAUA
Molecule: messenger RNA, 3426 nt
Organism: Colias croceus (clouded yellow)
Lineage: Eukaryota; Metazoa; Arthropoda; Insecta; Lepidoptera; Pieridae
Exons: 13
Coding region: 193-3024 (943 amino acids)
Molecular function (GO): protein binding
Source: RefSeq, a predicted model, not a curated record